AUGGGGGAUGGGGCAGAAGAGAUGACGGUGGAGGAUAUGGCAGAAGAGAUGACGGUGGAGGAUAUGGUAGAAGAGAUGACGGUUGAGGAUGGGGCAGAGUUCGAUAGUGGCGAUGAUACAAAUUCAGAUGUGACGACGAUGAAAAGUCAGACUCAGGAAGUGGUGAAUCUGAGCCUAAGCCAAAGACCAAGAAUCCAGAAAAAAGUAGCAACCAAAGAAAAGAGCUCAGCUAAAAGCAGUGAAGAAAAAAAAUAUAGUCCCACUAAAGGAUCAUGUGGAGAAUUUAUGUUUCAGCUAGCUAAGAUGAGGAAUGCCACAGUCAGUGAGUUCAGAGGCAAAGCAAUAGUAAGAAUCAGAGAAUAUUAUGAAAAAGAUGGAGAGUUACGGCAUGGAAAAAAAUGUAUUAGCCUCAGUAUAGAUCAAUAG
Messenger RNA from Physella acuta, 426 nucleotides. RefSeq names its product activated RNA polymerase II transcriptional coactivator p15-like. Gene Ontology annotation, biological process: positive regulation of transcription initiation by RNA polymerase II. The record is from RefSeq and is a predicted model, not a curated record. Gene Ontology annotation, molecular function: transcription coactivator activity; DNA binding. NCBI's taxonomy places the organism in Eukaryota, Metazoa, Mollusca, Gastropoda, Physidae.